AUGGCUUUCUCCACCUCCGUGUCGGUUAUUUUUCUGAUCUCCGCUAUCGGUUGUUGGGUCUCAGUUUCUGGGGACUUGCGAGCGGAUCUUAAGGAUUUUGUAGCCCUGGUUCCCCGUCGAAGAAUUGGCUUUAUCGCCGCCAGAUACUAUAUCUUCGAUCCCAAGUUCCGUCAGGCAGUCGAGUUUGUGCGGAGCGAUGACUUUAUAACGACCUGGAAGCAAGUGCGAGCCGCUCCCGACUUUGUGGAUAUCAUUAACUAUCUGACCGAGUACGGUUCGGGCUUUGAUAUCACAACUCUUGUGGAUAGUUUGCCCAACCGACUGCGUGCCUAUCAACUGUCGCGCACUGUACCCGUGGAACUUAUGCUGCGCCGCGAUUUGACUACUUUCCUUCGGGAUGUUAUUCAAAGUUUGCCAAGGACCAGAAUCUAUUCGCUAAUGUCACAGAAAAUGCGACAGAGCAGCGAAUUCGCCAAACUCUACAAGUCUCUACGGAAUCCAGAGUUUAAGGAGCUAGUGCAGCGUGCCAGGCGUUCCGGUCAACUGCAAGCGCCAAUAAAGAAAUUGAAUCAAAAAAGCAUAAACGUUGAUGAACUAAUCCAAGUCCUCUUUGAGGUAAUCAGUUGGGGUCCUCAGAUUUCUUAGACUGUUUAAUUUAUAAACUAAUCUAUUUUAAAAAUAUUAUUAUUUAUUAAUAAAUAUUACUUGUUAUGCAUCAUA
This is a messenger RNA of Drosophila biarmipes, 720 nucleotides long. RefSeq lists its product as uncharacterized. The coding region runs from base 1 to 645 and encodes 214 amino acids. Lineage: Eukaryota; Metazoa; Arthropoda; Insecta; Diptera; Drosophilidae. The record is from RefSeq and is a predicted model, not a curated record. The transcript has 2 exons.